CUGCGGACGCGCGAUGAGAUCGAGGCCUUUUGGAUAGACGCUGUUUGCAUCAACCAAGACGAUUUGGAUGAGAGGUCUGCACAGGUCAUGCUCAUGGGCGAUGUGUAUCAACGGUGUAGUAAAGUUUACGUAUGUGCGAAGAAGAUUAUCGAUAGGUUCAUUCCUGCCAUCUUGCAAGAUUGGAGGCGCUGA
Messenger RNA from Macroventuria anomochaeta, 192 nucleotides. RefSeq lists its product as uncharacterized. The transcript has a single exon. Lineage: Eukaryota; Fungi; Ascomycota; Dothideomycetes; Pleosporales; Didymellaceae. The record is from RefSeq and is a predicted model, not a curated record. The annotation marks the transcript as partial.